UUACUCCAAAUCCAAUCUCAAUUGUUAUUCGAAGUUCUAAGUUACAUCACUAUCAAAACUAGGUAAUAAAAAUGGCCCCUACGCUUUACCACUCUGAACAUUCUGCUCCUUCGCGAAGCGUUUUAUUAACAGCUAAAGAAUUGGGACUGAAGCUAAAUUUGAAAGUAUUAGAUUUAGCUAACGGUGAGCAACUCCAGCCAGAAUUUCUGAAAUUGAAUCCACAACACACUGUACCAACAUUGGUAGAAGAAAAUGGAUUUGCAAUCUGGGAAAGUCAUGCAAUUAAUUCCUACUUAGUGAAAAAGUAUGGUAAAAAUGAUUCACUUUACCCUAAGGAUCUUAAGAAGAAGGCCGUUGUUGAUCAAAGGCUUUACUUUGAUAGCGGCACAUUAGUUCAACGAUUUUCUACCUUAAUUAAAAAUCUGGUUGCUGGUAAGACUAAGGUAGUUCCUAAAUCAGACGUAGACAGCAUAAAAGAGGCCUACAGCUUCUUGGAAACUUUCUUAAGAAGUGGCGAUUAUGUAACUGGAAACCAGCUAACAGUUGCCGAUUUUCAAAUCGUCACAAGUAUAUUUUCUGUUUCUUUUUUCGUUCCCAUUCAAGCAGACGAAUUUCCUCGAAUAUCCUUGUGGAUCAAGAGAAUGGAAGCAUUACCGUAUUUCAAGGAAGUCAACGACAACGGAAUAAAACUGUACAAAGACAUUAUGAAAUCUAAACUUGAACAACUAGAAAAAGAAAUGACUAUUACCUUGUACUUUGCCGAUGCUAGUCCACCAGCAAGAAGUAGCAUUCUAACUAUAAAAGCACUGGGAUUAAAAAAUGUAACGUUUAAGCGUGUGGAUUUAAUGCAAAGGGAACAACAUAAACCGGAAUUUCUAAAAUUAAAUCCUCAACAUACGGUUCCAACCUUGGUCGACGAAGAUGGUUUUACAGUUUGGGAUAGUCAUGCAAUUAAUACAUAUUUGGCCAGCAAGUACGACGAAAAAAGUUCUUUCUAUCCAAAAGAUUUACAGAAAAGAGCAAUUAUAGACCAAAGACUUCAUUUUAGCUGUGGCACAUUAUUUCCACGAAUUGCAAGAACGUUUGUAGGUCUUUUGUUUCAUCCAGAAGCCGGGAUUUCCCAGGAAUCUAUUGACGAAAUAAAAGAAGCUUAUGGCUUCCUGGAAAAGUUCCUGGAAAAGGGGAAAUAUAUUGCCGGAAAUGAACUUACUGUUGCAGACUUCAGUCUAGCAACGGAAGUUGUUUCGAUCGUGUAUUGCCCGCCUUCGCCAGAUGAAUUUCCAAAAAUCACUGCCUGGAUUAAGAGAAUGAAAGAGUUACCGUAUUUCGAUGAAGUCAACGAAAAAGCACUUCAGAUACUUCAAGCACUCGUAAACCCAAAACCUGCUUAAGAAAAUUUGUGGUAAAAUAUUUUUGUUUAAAUAAUAAAUUGACUUCGAUCCAAAUACGA
Molecule: messenger RNA, 1450 nt
Organism: Agrilus planipennis (emerald ash borer)
Lineage: Eukaryota; Metazoa; Arthropoda; Insecta; Coleoptera; Buprestidae
Exons: 6
Coding region: 72-1391 (439 amino acids)
Biological process (GO): glutathione metabolic process
Molecular function (GO): glutathione transferase activity
Source: RefSeq, a predicted model, not a curated record